Molecule: messenger RNA, 195 nt
Organism: Entrophospora sp. SA101
Lineage: Eukaryota; Fungi; Glomeromycota; Glomeromycetes; Entrophosporales; Entrophosporaceae
Source: the annotation of a GenBank genome assembly
AUGAAUAUUUCACAAACAAACAUUCCACAAACGACAUAUCCUGAUACAUAUGAGAAAAAAAGAAAAGAUAGCACCACUAAAAGGAAAUCGUAUGUUGAUGGAGACGAUAUCAAUUCUGAUCUUGAUGAUUCAGAUGAGGAUGAAGCAGCUGCUGAAGGAGAAUUUCAAAAUAUCAUUUUAUGUUUAUAUGAUAAG